CAGCCAGACUGUCAAGAAGAUGGAGAUCCCCAAAGCAUUCGGGCACAAUUAAAAAGAGAAGAAACUGAUUUUUGGGAUGAUUUGAGUGAUGAUGAUAUUCUGCAGAGUUCUGUGAAAAAAUCUGUCAGAAGGAAGCCAUGCAAUGAAAAUAGUUUUGUGGUAACAAAAGAACAGCUUUCCUUAAUGCAAUGUGGAUUCUCUAAGUUGUUGCAGAGAGAAAUUGAGACUACCAAAGAAGGGGAUCACAAUUAUGACUCUCAUCAUUCAAGUUCUGAUAAUAACACUAUAAGAAAAAAUGUAGAUAGCAAGCAUGGUGGUUUUCAGAAAUGUCAAACCAGUGUGCCUGUUUUGGAGCAUGGGAAAGUUGUUCUGUCUCCAAAUGGAAGUGAUGAACAAGGUAUGCGUAGUACAGAGUGGCUUGGUUUAUCAGGCUCUGAGGAGGAAGGAGAAAGAAAAAAUGAGGAUCAAAGCAUUUUAAAGCAAUGUGACAUAGUCAUGGAAACUGAAAGUAGUUCUGAAGCAGAUGAUGAUGUCAUCUUUCCUACCCAAGUUCAAGUAUGCCAGCAACCAGUGCUUACUAAAGAAGUUGAAAUACAUAGGUCAACAUCUGAAAAUUGUGAACAGUUAGCAAAAGAAAAAGCUGGGUUUGUAUUUAAGGAAAAUAGUAGUCAAUUUGUAUUCCACAGUACUGAGUCUAAUUUCACCAUGUCUUUUAAAGAUGUCAAGAAUGACAUAGAUUUGAAAGGAACGAGUGACGUAAGUGAUGAGUCUGAUGAUAUUGAACUUCCCCAUAAUUCUGAAUCAAGAAAGCUAGGAACUCUGAGUUUUCCAAAGAGGAAGAAAUCUCUACCACAAGCAAAGAUGCCCUAUAGAAAAGGAAAGGAAAGUGGUUCUCAAAAUAUAGAUGAAUUCUCGUCCUCUGAAGAUAACUUUCCAGUUGAGAAGAUUCAUGCCAGGAAGAAAAGCUAUAGGAGUAAACAACAGAGCAGCAGAAUUCAGUUUGGGUCUAAAAUGAUGUGUCCUAUUCAAGAUACCUCUGUUGCAGAAAUGAAGUCUAGCAAUAACACUACGCAUAGAACUUGUGCAAGUAAAACUGUAUUUGAGCAUCAAGUGAAAAUAAUGGAAUCAAUGGACAAAUAUUUAGAUGGCGUUCAAGAAGUGGCAUAUAUCCAUUCAAAUCAGAAUGUGGUUGGAUCCAGCAAGGCUGAAAAUCACUUGAGCCGAUGGGCGGUGCAUGACGUAUUUGAAUUGAAGCAGUUUUCCCAGCUCCCUGCUAAUGUUGCUGUCUGUAGUGCCAAGAAAAAUUAUGAAGUUCCAGAAGACAAUACUUCAGAGAAGAAAGUUGUUAAGGAAAGGCAAGAAAUGUUGAAGAACAGUAAGCAUCAUCUGUACGUUACACAUCCUGUGACCCAGAGAAGCAAAAAAGUACACAGAGUAGGUUCAGCCACCUUCUUGAUUGGAAGGACACCCAAAGGAAUACGCAGGAGACAAUUUGAGCAAAUGGUGUCUCACUUUAAUAUGGGAUCAGUGGAGUACCUUGCAGAAUACAUUGCAAAAGCUACAUCAGAAACCAGGCAGAAAAUGUUGAAGGAAUUCUAUGUUUCCAAGCAUCCAGAGAUGGAGUCUUUCUUCUCACUUGAAAUACCAGCAGAAGCUUCACAUAACUGUGAGGAAAGUGAACUAGGUACAACACGCUCCAGAAAAAGAAAAUCCAUUGUUAAUUUUGGAAGAUCUGAGUCUAGACCUUCAUCAGCUAAAGGACUACUUCUGGGUGGAACUACAGAAACACAGACCCAGGAGGGCCAUAAAGGAGAAGCAGAACAGCUUCACAAGGACUCCUACUUGCAAGAUAUGUUUGUUGAUGCAAAAUAUAAACAAUCACCUACUAUUGCUGCUCAACAUAUCCAAAAAAGAAACAGUCAGGCAUUCAAGGAUUUUAUGGCAUCUGGUUCAUUAAGCAGUAAAUCAGAAAUAAUUGAGGUGCUGCCUGUAAAAGGUUGUGAAGGACAGCAAGAUUCAGAAGAAAUACAGAUACCAAAGGAAAGAUCCAUGUCUCAGUCAGAAAAUAGAGACAGAAAAGCUCAGAUUUGCAAGAAAAAUUCUUUUGUGGACUUAAUUGGAGAUACCUCUAUUCUCGAUGAAAUCUUCAGAAAUGAUGGAAAUGGGUCUAGAGGAUCUCUAAGGGGAUUCUCUUCAGGACAAGCAGAAAAAUCAAAGGGGAGACCAAAAGAUUUCUGGGAUAUGCUGAAUGAACAGAAUGAGGACACCUUCAAAAAGCUCACAGAUAUAGCAGUCAUAGAGAAGCUUUGUGAAAGAGCCCCUCAUUCCACAGUGUCAGAAGAGAGAGAAGUGUGUGAAAGUUCUCUUUGGAAAAGAAAUGAAACUUUUUUGUGGAAAAAAUACAGUGCAGAUGAUUGAGAUGAACCAGCUACUGCUAAAGCUUGUAGUGUAGUAAAAUGAAAGUUUUCUAUGCAAUUUGCACUAUAACUAUUUUAUUUGAACUUUGACAGCAUUAUGCCACAAAAUAAGGUAAUUCCAUGAAAUUAAAGGUAAAAUGGUGAUUUUAUAUUUAUAGUGAUACAGAAUUACAUUGUACAAGUAAUUAUUUACUUGUAGUUAUUUACAAGUGAAGAUGUUUGCAAUUUCAUAUGCAGUGUAUAGUACAUAUAUGCAUAGUCAUGCGUAUGUACUGUAUGUUGCAACCUGUGGUAUAUAAUGAUUUUAUAUUAAAAUUUUUUAGAAUUU
Pyrgilauda ruficollis (rufous-necked snowfinch) is the source of this 2745-nucleotide messenger RNA. RefSeq names its product DNA excision repair protein ERCC-6-like 2. The annotation marks the transcript as partial. NCBI's taxonomy places the organism in Eukaryota, Metazoa, Chordata, Aves, Passeriformes, Passeridae. The transcript has 4 exons. The record is from RefSeq and is a predicted model, not a curated record.